UUUCCAGCCCUUGCUUGAACAGCAACAACAACUUCAAUAACCAUGGCCCAAGGAGCAGGAAAAUCGAUCAAGGCGAAGGGAAAGUCAGGUGGAUCCCAGAGGAAGAAUACCGGAAAGACAAAACCCGGAAAGCGUGAAGUUGCGCCGAAGGAUAGGCAAAGGGUACUGGAGAGGUCCCAAAAGAAGCAACUUUCAAGCAAAAUCAACAAUUCUAUUGAGAAGCAGAUGGUACAAGCUGCCUCUGUGGGUAAGCUCUCCAUCAUGCGCAAUGUUGGGGAACUCGAGAGCGGCGAGGGCAAAGAUGGUAAAGCCAAGGGUAAGGGCAAGAGCAGAUAAGUAAGGUGGCUCGAUUUUUUAGAGUUAACACAUCUGUAUGAUAUUGUUGUACGCCUUGUAACCUAAUUCUAAUCUAAUUCGAACUAUUAUUUCUCUAUUUAACCUCGGUGCUACAUUUUCCGAUUUCCAUUCCAACCCUUACAAAGGUCUCCAACUGUUUCUUGCUAUUUUCAACGAGAUCCUUGUCAAAUUCUACUCCGGCUGAUUUUGGAAAGACUGUGAUGGUAGUGGAUCCGCCAUACUGAAACCAGCCUAGCUCUUCACCUUUGCAGACCUUAUCACCCGGUUUCUUGGACCAUCCGAUGGAGCCCACAAGCAUUGCUAUACCGCAAAUCAUGUUUCAGUAUGGAUACUGAGGAUAACAACAAUAUGAACGAGAACGCACCGCCUAUAGCGACAAACGCAAUGGGAACAGUUUCUCGACCGGAUCCAAGGUUGGCAUGGAUAAGCAUAAUAGAACGCUUGUUCAAAGUGAAGACAUUGAGAUCUAAAUAUUUGAAAUGAACAAAUCAUCUAAGAGUCAAGCGCGCAAGGCCACCAGAACACACCUUCAUUGAUAGCUUGAG
Molecule: messenger RNA, 902 nt
Organism: Cryptococcus deneoformans JEC21
Lineage: Eukaryota; Fungi; Basidiomycota; Tremellomycetes; Tremellales; Cryptococcaceae
Exons: 4
Coding region: 43-336 (97 amino acids)
Source: RefSeq, a predicted model, not a curated record